AUGGCGGAAGCGCAUCAAGCCAUCGGCGUCUUCGACGAGCACAAGCGCGGCGUGGAGCUGCUGUACUCGGACGAGGGCAUCCGCGUGUCCUUCACCAUCCCGCCGCCCCAUGAGCUGCGCCGCAGCGUCGUCCGCGAGCUCUUCCACCUCCAGCGCGCGCUCAAGCGCGGCGUGUACCCGGCGCCGCCGCUCGUGGCCAUCCUGACGGUUGUAGCCAUUUCGGUGAUCGUCGUGCUGUCGCCCUCCGAGUCGUGGUGGCGCAGUGGACCCAUUUCGGUGGUCGUCUGGCAUGUCGGCAACUUCUUGAUGCCCUACUGGCACCUGCUGCCCAACUCGGUCUAUGUGGCGUACUUGGCGGCAUGGGCGGCGUUCCUGGGGCUGCUACUGCUAAUGGCGGUGCAGAGGCUGUUCCUCCGCCUGCUGCUGAGCUACAGAGGCUGGCUGUACCUCGCGCCGAGGCAAAAGAGCCGCGUCGUCAUGGCCUGGGCGGCGCUGCUCAAGAUCUUCGGCGGGCGUAACCCGUUGACGUACUCGUUCCAGGACGCGCUGCCUCGACUCCCGCUGCCGGCGCUCAAGGGCACCGUGGAGAGAUACCUUAAGUCGGUGCACCCGCUGCUGACCCCCAAGGAGUACGAGGAGGUGGAGCGCAUGGCCGACGAGUUCGUGCACAAGGAGGGGCCCAAGCUGCAGUUCUACCUGUACCUCAAGAGCUGGUGGUCGUCCAACUACGUGACGGACUGGUGGGAGAAGUACGUCUACCUCAAGGGCCGCUCGUCGCUCAUGAUCAACAGCAACUACUACGCGCUGCCUGGAGCCAACCUGGACUUCAGUCUCACCAAGAAGCCUGUGGCUCUAGCAGCUGCGCUGGUACACGAGUUCCUGCUGUUCAAGCAGGACCUGGACAGGGAGCAGCUCGCCCCGCAGCUCAUCCGCGGCAUUGUCCCGCUCUGCAUGGGUCAGUACCAGAGGAUCUUCUCGUGCACUCGCAUCCCCGGACGCGAGACCGACACGCUCAAGCUGUACCACCACAAGUCCAAGCACAUUGCCGUAUUCUGCAACGGCCGCGUGUUCAAGAUGCCGCUGUUCGAGAAGGGCCAAUACGGCAAGCUGCUGACCAAGUUCGAGAUCCAGCGGCAGUUUGAGUGGAUUGAAGCAACAUCUCUGGCAAUGGGAACGUCAUCCAACGCUGAGCAGAACUUUGCUGCCCUUACCGCUGCAGGCCGCAUCGAGUGGGCGGAGAACCGUGAGCAGUUCUUCUCGAGCGGUAUCAACAAGCGGUCGCUGGAGGCUAUCGAGUCCGCGGUGUUUGUCAUUGUGCUGCAGAACGAAGAGGCCAAGGACUGGAGUUCGAUGGGCAAGGAUCUCAUUCACGGCAGCGGAGGUAACCGCUGGUUCGACAAGUCCUUCAACCUCGUCGUCUACAAGAACAGCGUCGCUGGAAUCAAUGCGGAACACGCCUGGGCCGACGCCCCAGUGAUGGCCCAUGCGUGGGAGCAGGUGUACACCAAGCAGUGCUACACUAACCCGUACGAUGCGAAUGGAGACACGCUGGUACAGUCGGAAGACGAGCGCUCGUCGAAGCUGCCGCCGUGCAGAAUGCUACAAUGGGAUUUCUCGUCUGGCUUAGACAACGCUGUGUUGAAGUCGCUUGCAGACGCCGAGAAGGCGAUUGCUGAUUUUGACCUCAAGGUCAUUUCACACACGGACUACGGCAAGGGUCUGAUCAAGAAGUUCCGUGUGAGUCCUGACGCAUUCCUUCAGAUGGCUCUACAGCUCGCGUACUACCGCAACUCGGGCACCAUUACCCAGACGUACGAGUCCAGUAUGACGCGCUUGUACCGUGAUGGCCGCACCGAAACUGUACGACCCGUGACCGACGAGUCCAAGGCCUUUGUGCUCGGAAUGGUGGACCCCAAGCUAUCGGACGCCGAGAAGCUGAAGCUGCUUCAGCGCGCGUGCGAUGUGCACCAAGACAGUUACCGGAACGCCAUGAGCGGCAAGGGCAUCGAUCGCCACCUCUUCACGCUCUACUGCGUGUCGGUGGGCUUCGGUAUCGAGUCGCCGUUCCUGAACAACGCACUCAGCCGACCGUGGCGCCUGUCGACCAGCCAGCAGCCUCAGCAGCAGACCGACAACUGGCGGCUCGUAGAGAAGGCGUUGGAGGGAUCCAAGUUCUCGAUCGACGAUGCGCGCUGCCCUGGCGGAGGCUUCGGCCCUGUCGCAGAAGACGGCUACGGUGUCAGCUACAUGGUGGCGGGCGAGGACAUGCUCGGCUUCCAUAUCUCCAGCAAGAAGUCGUGCCCGUCGACCAGCUCGGACAAGUUUGCAGGCGACAUCGAGCAGGCUCUGGCUGAUCUCAAGGCGCUAUGGCACCCGAAGGAGUAAGCACAUCGUCGGCCGUAUGGUCAUGAUGAAUGUAUGGUAUCCAUGAUAGCCAAAUCCAAUAGUAACAACAGUCAAUAGCACAUUACAUCUUUCCUGCUUU
This is a messenger RNA of Phytophthora sojae, 2485 nucleotides long. RefSeq lists its product as hypothetical. The transcript has a single exon. Gene Ontology annotation, cellular component: mitochondrion. Gene Ontology annotation, molecular function: carnitine O-palmitoyltransferase activity. The coding region runs from base 1 to 2385 and encodes 794 amino acids. The record is from RefSeq and is a predicted model, not a curated record. Gene Ontology annotation, biological process: carnitine metabolic process; fatty acid metabolic process. Lineage: Eukaryota; Oomycota; Peronosporomycetes; Peronosporales; Peronosporaceae.